Messenger RNA from Habropoda laboriosa, 924 nucleotides. RefSeq names its product testis-specific serine/threonine-protein kinase 2-like (gene Tssk). Gene Ontology annotation, biological process: intracellular signal transduction; protein phosphorylation; cellular response to glucose starvation. The transcript is spliced from 3 exons. Gene Ontology annotation, molecular function: protein serine/threonine kinase activity; ATP binding. The record is from RefSeq and is a predicted model, not a curated record. The coding region runs from base 1 to 924 and encodes 307 amino acids. NCBI's taxonomy places the organism in Eukaryota, Metazoa, Arthropoda, Insecta, Hymenoptera, Apidae.
AUGGCCACGCGACUCAGCCCCCGAAAUUCGGAGGUGAACGCUCUUGAGCAGCGGGGCUAUCUUAUUGGCAAAAAAAUCGGACAGGUGCACAGUAUAUUGCAGCGCGGUCCAAGAGUGUUCAUAUUCAUGCGCUACGCCGACAAUGGUGACCUCCUGGACUUUGUUACGAGGAACGGUGUUGUGCCGGAGCAACAAUCCAAGCUUUGGUUCAGGCAGAUGGCUUCCGGCCUGCAUUACCUCCACGGGAAGAACAUUGCCCAUCGCGACCUCAAAUGUGAGAACAUACUCCUGUCCAGGAAGUUCAACGUGAAACUGGCAGACUUCGGUUUCGCGAGAUUCUGCGUCGACCACGACGGUAGGCGCGUUCUCAGCGAGACUUAUUGCGGCUCCGCGGCCUACGCUGCGCCGGAAGUCGUUUCCGGCACCCCUUACAAUCCAAAGCUGGCGGACGUCUGGUCCUUGGGGAUAAUCCUGUUCAUCAUGCUGAACGCCUCCAUGCCUUUCGACGAUGCCAACUUGAAGAAACUGCUGAAGGAUCAGAUAUCGAGGAACUGGAUGUUUCGAUCGAGAGUACGGGAAACGGUGUCUGUAUUAGCGAAGAGUAUAGUUAAGCAUAUUCUAGAACCGGACAUUACGCUCAGGCUAACGCUGGAAAGAGUUCUGGGCCACGAGUGGGUGCGUACGAAAAAGGAGAAGCCCAGUUCUCUUACCGGUCGAUUAGUGCACUCGGCACCGCCUAUUCACGCACAGACUUGCGGAGGUGGAGGAAAUUUGGUCGGAGCAGGAGCUGCAGGAGGUUGCAACGUACCUGUGGUACUGAGAGGACUACCGUCGUUCAAGAAUUCGGAGAAUCAAAGUCAGGGUAACGCGGUCAAGUGUACGGACAAACCGGGGAAAGAUACACAGUUGUCCGUGGUUGAGUGA